Molecule: messenger RNA, 2859 nt
Organism: Podospora anserina S mat+
Lineage: Eukaryota; Fungi; Ascomycota; Sordariomycetes; Sordariales; Podosporaceae
Exons: 2
Coding region: 1-2859 (952 amino acids)
Biological process (GO): nitrate assimilation; nitric oxide biosynthetic process
Molecular function (GO): nitrate reductase (NADPH) activity; heme binding; molybdenum ion binding
Source: RefSeq, a predicted model, not a curated record
AUGGAAGUGACUUCAGCCCUUGCUGCCUCUCAGGCGUUCACCAGGUCCCCUCUCAGCUUCCAACAACAAAAGCCCACUGAAGAUGGCAUCCCACGAAGCUUCUAUGACCUCGAGAAGCCAUUGAUUACCAACCUCGACGAUAUCGACUCCCAAUCCAGCACAUCACAGUCUUCCUCAGAGCAGGACCAAGAUCAACAAUCCUCAUCAUCACAGUCAUCACCACCGACGGAAGACCAGCCGCCUCUUUCGGACUUUGAGAAAGCCCUUCUUCACCCACAGCCAACUUCGGCACCAUAUCCAUUGCCGCCAGCUCCCACUCCGAUCUCAGUGCUGCCUCUUGAUCUUAAGACACCAGACAGCUUUGUCCCAAGAGACCCUGCCCUUAUCAGGCUGACAGGCGUCCACCCCUUCAACGUCGAGGCCCCUCUCACGCCUUUAUACGACCAGGGGUUCCUCACUACCCUCAAUCUUCACUAUGUUCGCAACCACGGACCGGUUCCUCAGGUUCACGAUGCCGACGCUCUAUCAUGGUCUUUCACCAUCGAAGGCCUCUGCUCUUCACCAAUCACCCUCACUUUGGCAGAUCUCAUCUCCUCCCGUUUCGAAGAUGAAGUCGUCUCCUACCCAGUAACACUAGUCUGCGCUGGUAACCGCCGCAAAGAACAGAACCAGGUCCGCAAAUCCAAAGGCUUCUCGUGGGGCGCCGCCGGCCUUUCAACAUCUCUCUGGACCGGUCUACCACUCGGCCACCUCCUUUCCCUUGCCGGCGUCAACACUCGCAAGGGGAAAUUUGUGCACUUUGAGGGCGCUGAUGCCCUCCCCAACGGCUACUACGGGACGUCGGUGAAGCUGAGCCAUGCCAUGGACCCAGAAAGAGGCAUGAUGAUCUCCUGGCUGAUGAACGGUCUCCCUCUUCACCCCGACCACGGCAAGCCCCUUCGAGUGAUCAUCCCGGGUAUGAUUGGCGGGAGAAGCGUGAAAUGGCUCAGGAAGAUAAUUAUCAGCGACAAACCCUCGGAGAACUGGUAUCACAUCUACGACAACCGCGUCCUGCCCACCACAAUCAGCCCCGAAGAAAGCGGUAACGGGACAGAAGAGAUGGUCCAAAUCUGGAAAGACGAGCGGUACGCCAUCUACGACCUAAACACCAACUCGGCCGUCGUGUACCCCCAACACGAAGAAACCGUCCAAAUCCAAGACGGAGCCACCUACGAGCUCAAAGGCUACGCCUACGCCGGCGGCGGCAAAAGAGUCACCCGCAUGGAGAUUUCCCUGGAUCAAGGCAAGACCUGGCUUUUGGGCAACAUCUCCUACCCCGAAGACCUCUACCGCACCGAGACAGAAAGCCGCAUCUACGGCGGCCGUCUCGACCUCUCCCAAAACGGGCGUGACGCCUCCUUCUGCUGGUGUUUCUGGUCUCUCGCUCUCCCUGUCGGCACCCUCGCCGGGGCGUCUGACAUUGUCGUCCGCGCCAUGGACGAGGCAAUGAUGGUCCAGCCUAGGGACAUGUACUGGUCGGUCCUGGGGAUGAUGAACAACCCCUGGUUCCGCGUCGUCAUCCACCACGACACGACCUCCAACACCCUCCGGUUUGAACACCCAACCCAACCCGCCCUCCAACCCGGAGGCUGGAUGGAACGGGUGAAAAGGUCAGGCGGCGACCUCACAAACGGCUUUUGGGGCGAGCGUCAAGCGGGCGGCGAAACCCUCACCAACCCUAUAACCUCCCCACCAGAGAAGGAAAUCUCCCUGACAAACCCCGCCAUCUCCCGCGAGGUUUCUCUAGAAGAGCUUCGCUCUCACGACAGCGAAGCCUCCCCUUGGUUUGUUCUGAACGGGGAAGUCUACGAUGGCACCGCCUUUCUCGAAGGCCACCCCGGCGGCGCCGCCUCCAUAAUCAACGCCGCAGCUCAGGAUAUAUCAGAUGAAUUCCUCGCCAUCCACAGCGAAAACGCCAAAGCAAUGAUGCCCCGAUACCACAUCGGCACCCUUCCCCCCUCCUCCCUCCCCCUCGUCUCCCUCCCGACCCCAUCCUCCCCCCCCGCCACCCCCCGCCCCUCGUUCCUCCACCCCAAACAAUGGCUCCCCGCCACUUUAAUCUCCAAAACAAAAGUAUCCCCCAACACUAAAAUCUUCACCUUCACCCUCCAACACGCAACCCAAACCCUCGGCCUCCCCGUUGGCCAACACCUCCUCGUCCGCCUUUCCUCCCCAGAAACAAUAAUAAGAGCCUACACCCCCAUCUCCCCCGGCUCCCUCCCCACCGGAACCCUCUCCCUCCUCAUAAAAAUCUACCCCCCCUCCCCCGAUUCCCCCUCUAGCGGAGGGAAAAUGACGCUCGCCCUCGACGCCCUCCCCCUCCGCUCCCCGGUGGAAUUCAAAGGCCCGGUCGGCAAGUUUCUCUACUUAUCCCCCGGGCUAUGUUCCGUAAACUCCAAGCAGCGAAACGUCACCAAGCUGGUCAUGAUCUGCGCCGGGAGCGGCAUCACCCCCAUCUUCCAGGUCCUCCGCGCAAUCCUCUCCUCCCCCCCCUCCCUCGACCCAACAAAAUGUCUUGUCCUCGACGGCAACAGGGUAGAAGAAGAUAUCUUGUGCAGAGACGAACUCGACGCCAUGGCAAGGGGCAAUAAGGAGAGGAUGGAAUUGGUAUACAGCCUCAGCCGCCCCCAGGCCUCCUGGCAAGGCAGAAAAGGGAGGAUGGACCGCCCGUUCUUCGAAUCCGCCGUCGGAAAGCCAGAUCCAGAAGGGAAAACGCUGGUGUUGGUUUGCGGGCCUGAGGGGUUGGAAAGGGCGAUAAGAGAAACAUUCACCGGAAGGGGCGGGUUGGGCUGGGACGAGGGGGAUGUCGUCUUCUUUUGA